AAGCUGCCAGAUGCCUGCGCGCUCACGUCUGCAUCAGCGGACAAGUUGAGAAGCGAGGAGUGUUCAUGGCUGCUCGGGCAUAUGGCAGGCGGGAACUGGCCGCUUCGGGCUUUGGCCGCAUUACUUCCACUUACCAUCAACAGGAUCGCAUCUACAAACAUCUUUGUGUGUGGAAAAAAGACCCGCUUCGCAGGGUGAUCGCUUUGAUAAGCUGUAUGCCUGAACGAUCUGGGCAAAUUUAGUUCAUAAAAUGUCGUGCGGGUGCCAGUUGGCUUUCAGGCGCAGGCUCAAGAUGGAUGAACGCGGAAACUGCCCUCCCUUCAGUCUGAACACUUUCAUCAGGUGUCUGUCUCUUCAUAAUGUCAGAAACUGUAAAGUAUGUUGAUGAUGAACACAAAACAGUUUUUCUGAAGAUACUGAAUGAGCAGAGGCUAGAAGGAGAAUACUGCGAUAUUGCAGUAGUUGUGGAAGAUGUCAAGUUUCGGGCACACAGAUGUGUGUUAGCAGCCUGCAGCAAUUACUUCAAAAAGCUAUUUAAAAAACACGACGUGGACAAUUCAUCUGUCAUAGAAAUUGAUUUCCUACGCUCAGAUAUUUUUGAGGAAGUGUUAAACUACAUGUACACAGCCAAAAUUUCUGUGAAGAAGGAGGACGUCAAUCUAAUGAUGUCGUCUGGACAGAUACUAGGCAUUAGGUUUUUGGAUAAACUUUGCACUCAGAAACGGGAUUCUUCUUCUCCCGAAGAAAAGGGUGACCACAGAAAGUCCAAAUUUACUUAUGAUGUGGAUAAAAUGGCCCUUCCAGGAGCAGAUGCACAUGAAAACCAAGAUGAUGAUGUAGAGGUACUUGGAGACCAGGACGACAGUCCAUCUGAUGAUGCUGCUGAAGAAGCGCCAUCAAAUCCUGAAGGUGAAAAAUCCCCACAAACUACCCUCAGGGUCCAGGAGGCCAUUCUUAAAGAGCUCAGCAGUGAAGAAGUUCACAAAGUUAGUUGUUAUGGCCAAGAUGUAGAAGGUAUGGAAACGGAGCCUAAAGAUCUGGGCUCUCAAACCCCUCAAACUCUGACCUUUGCUGACAGCAUAAGUGAUGUCAAAGAUGAGCAACCACCAGGAUGGACAACUGCUGCAAGUGACAUGAAGUUUGAGUAUUUACUGUAUGGCCACAGGGAGCAGCUUUCUUGUCAAAUUUGUGGAAAGACUUUCAUUGAUGAGAGCAGGUUGAGGAAGCAUGAAAAACUGCAUUCUGCUGAUCGCCCUUUUAUCUGUGAGAUGUGUAACAAAGCUUUCACUACACAUGCACAUUUAAAGGAACAUCUUAAAAUUCAUGCAGGCUAUAAACCAUAUAGAUGUGACGUUUGUGGGAAGUCCUUCAUUCGCGCACCAGAUCUCAAGAAACAUGAGAGAGUCCACAGUAAUGAACGGCCUUUCGGGUGUCAAAUGUGUGACAAAGCAUUUAAGCACAAGUCCCACUUGAAAGACCAUGAGCGUCGGCACAGAGGAGAAAAGCCCUUCGUUUGCAGCUCUUGUACCAAGGCCUUUGCAAAAGCUUCUGAUCUGAAAAGGCAUGAGAACAACAUGCAUAAUGAACGCAAGCAGGUUCCAACCAGUGGCAUUCAAAGUGAAACAGAUCAGCUGCAAGCUGCAGCAAUGGCAGCUGAAGCAGAGCAACAGCUAGAAACUAUUGCUUGCACAUGAAAAGACCCAGUUUAGCGUGGAGCCUCAGGUUGCAGGAAAAGAUGCUGCAGUGAUACUGUUUUUGUUCGGAACUGUUUUAUUGUGUGUACAGGUUUUAUGAAAAUUUUAGUGUAAUCUUAAAAGAUAAAGCCUCCAAUGUGAGAGUGGUUUUGUAUAAAUGUUAAAAUGAACUGAUAAUUACACAUUAAGCAUUUUCACUUCAUUUGCUUGACAGGUGUAAAAUAUUUGUGCGUUUAGUAUUUUAGCUGUGAAAUUUGAUUAAAACUGAAAGGCAUCUGUGUUUUAAUCCUAAAAUCUGUAAAGUUUUCUUAAGGGAUUACUUCAUUUCUCCUAAAUGUACACUAUACCAAAGCUGUAUAACAGUAAUGAAUUUCUCUUUUUGGGAUCACUGCAAUGCCUUUCUUUAGGAUGUAACAUAUGAAGUGUCUCCCACAGCCCUGGUUUUGUCAUUAAGCAAAACAGUUUAAGCCAGUAAUAAUCACUGUUCAUAUAUAUAUAUAUAUAUAAAAGAAAAAAAUAUUUUUAGUUUUGUUGCAGAAUGUUUACAAUGGGAAUUUCUAAUUAGCUUAACUUGUGGUAAAUACGGAGUUUUGCUAAGGUGGUUUGUAGCUAUUAACAAGCUUAUGGGGGUUGUGUGUGAUUAAUUUAGUUUUUUAAAUUUGUCAUUGCAAGCUCACUACAAGCAUCAUUACUGUUCUCACAUUUGGUAACCCUGACAUGCUGGUAUUGUUUAGUGUAACACUCGGCAAUCCAGCAACAUCCUGAUGUGGUCUUUUAAAUAAACUAAUAAUUAGACAACA
Molecule: messenger RNA, 2494 nt
Organism: Polypterus senegalus (gray bichir)
Lineage: Eukaryota; Metazoa; Chordata; Cladistia; Polypteriformes; Polypteridae
Gene: zbtb14
Product: zinc finger and BTB domain containing 14
Exons: 2
Coding region: 360-1694 (444 amino acids)
Biological process (GO): regulation of transcription by RNA polymerase II
Cellular component (GO): nucleus
Molecular function (GO): RNA polymerase II cis-regulatory region sequence-specific DNA binding; protein binding; DNA-binding transcription factor activity, RNA polymerase II-specific
Source: RefSeq, a predicted model, not a curated record